GUGACGGGGAAAAUGGCUUCUGGGCUCCAGAUUGAGAGCUGGACCGUGGAGAUCAUUUGCCCGAUUUGUCUGGAUUUCUUCACUGAUCCUGUUAGCCUGGACUGUGGCCACAACUUCUGUCGCUCCUGUAUCCCCCUGAGCUGGGAAAAGCAGGAGACAAACCGCUGUGCUGUUUGUCAGGAGACUUUUCCAGAAAAGAACCUCAGGGUUAAUCGGGCCCUGGCGAGUCUAGCAGAGAAAGCUCGGAAAUUCAGCCUGACCCCGACACAGACGGAAAUUAAACUUCGCUGUGAGAAACACCGGGAGGAAUUGAAGCUGUUCUGUGAAUCUGACCAGAAAUUGUUGUGUUUAGUUUGCAGAGAUGCGCGAGAACACAGGGAUCACAGAUUCCUGCCCAUUGAGGAAGCUGUUGAAAUCUAUAAGGAACAAGUGAAAUUCUACUUAGCUUCUCUCACACAGAGGCAGGAAACUGCUCUACAAGCUGAAGCCAAACAGAAACAAAAUAUUUCACAACUUAAGGAACAGGCGAGCAGUCUGCAGACCCAAGUCAAAGACGAUUUUGCUAAAAUACACCAGAUCCUGACUGACAGAGAGCAGCGGGUGAUGAUAGAUCUCAGACAGCGAGAGGAGGAGAUUUUACAACGGAUGGAGACAAACCUGCGAGAGAUUCAGAGCAAUUUAGAUUCAGUUCAACAAGAAAUCUCAGAGUUACAGACACAGAUGGAAAAAGACGGGCCGAUGUUUUUGCAGGAGGAAGCUGCUCGGAAGAAAAGGCAGGAAGAAAAUAAUGUGGGAGAUGGUGGACUGAAACGACUGAGUGAGGCUCUGACGAACCCGAAGUUCAAAAAACAAGUUCUGGAGCUGCAGGACCAUAAUCUGGGAGAUUGUGGAGUGAAGCAACUGUGUGAGGAUCUGAGGAAACUGGAGUGUAAAAUACCGAGUCUAUGGCUGAAGGACAUCGAUCUGACAACUGAUAGCACCGAGGACCUGUCCACCGAUCUCAAAAUAGACCACAAACUGACGGAGCUGAACUUGAAUGAUAAUAAACUGGGAGAUCGUGGAGUGAAGCGACUGUGUGAGGCUCUGAGGAACCCGGAGUGUAAAAUACAGAGUCUGUGGUUGGACAGUAACAGACUGACCGAUGGCUGCACUGAUGCUCUGGUCUCCGCUCUCAGUACAAACCGCUCACUGAGGUUCCUGGACCUGAGCUCUAACUCCUUCACAGACGGCUCUGUCUCCGCUCUCCGCCGCCUCAUACAGACCUGCACCAGUCUGGAGAGGAUCUGGCUGUGGGAGAAUGGGUUCAGUUCAGACGGAGAGAAUCAGUUGGAGUCACUGCAGGGAAUCAGAGCUGAGCUGUCAGUGAUAGUGAGAUUUUGAC
Messenger RNA from Callorhinchus milii (elephant shark), 1381 nucleotides. RefSeq names its product nuclear factor 7, brain-like. The transcript is spliced from 9 exons. Gene Ontology annotation, molecular function: zinc ion binding; protein binding. The coding region runs from base 13 to 1380 and encodes 455 amino acids. The record is from RefSeq and is a predicted model, not a curated record. NCBI's taxonomy places the organism in Eukaryota, Metazoa, Chordata, Chondrichthyes, Chimaeriformes, Callorhinchidae.